GGCCACGGGACUUCCGGGCUUUGCGGCGUUCGCGCCUUUUCCUUCUACCCACCCCCCUCCGCUAAUGUCGGGUCCGCGGUGCCCCCCCGACCUCUGACCCCCCCCGCUGGAUCCUCCCGCCCCCCCCGCCAUGUUCUGGGAGCAGGCGGCCCCCACGGCGCAGGCCCUGCUGGCCCCCCCGGCCGCCCCGCCCGGCACCUUCGCGCGGGUGCCGGUGUCGACGUACGACGACCGUUCGCAGCCCUUCAGCCUGGGCGAGCGCAGCUUCGCCCGCCAGUACGCGCACGUGUACGCCGCCCGGCUGAUGGGGAUGCGGCCCAGCCUGGAGCAGCGGGCGCGGGAGAAGUGGGGGCAGGACGUGCAGGUGCGGAAGCUCUGCGAGCUGCAGGCGGGCGAGAAGUGCUGCGUGGUGGGGACGCUCUUCAAGGCGAUGCAGCUCCAGCCAUCCAUCCUGCAGGAGAUCAGCGAGGAGCACAACCUGGAGCCUCAGCCCCCCCUGCCCAAGUACAUCCACCCCUCGGAUGAGCUGAUCCUGGAGGACGAGCUGCAGCGGAUCAAGCUGGAAGGAGCCAUCGAGGUGCAGCAGCUGGUGACAGGGACCAUCCUUGCCGUGUACGGCUGCGAGCAGGACGAUGGCAAGUUCCUGGUGGAGGAUCACUGCUUCGCCAACCUGCCGCCAUCACUGCCCUGGAAAGGCCCCAGCGCGGACCGGUUCGUGCUGCUGGUGUCGGGGCUGGGGUUGGGCAGCGGCAGCGGCGAGUCCCUGCUGGGCACCCAGCUGCUGGUGGACGUGGUGACGGGGCAGCUGGGCGCCGAGGGCGGGCAGAGCUGCGCCGCCAACAUCUCCCGCGUCCUCCUGGCCGGGAACCUGCUGAGCCAGAACACCCAGAGCCGGGACACCAUCAACAAGGCCAAGUACUUGACCAAGAAGACGCAGGCGGCGAGCGUGGAGGCCGUGAAGAUGCUGGAUGAGAUCCUGCUGCAGCUUUGCACCUCUGUGCCCGUGGACGUGAUGCCCGGCGAGUUCGACCCCACCAACUACACGCUGCCGCAGCAGCCGCUGCACCGCUGCAUGCUGCCCCUGGCCAGCGCCUACGCCACGCUGCACCUCGUCACCAACCCCUACCAGGCCGACAUCGACGGUGUCAGGUUUUUGGGGACAUCGGGGCAAAAUAUCAGCGAUAUAUUCAAAUACAGCAGCAUGGACGACUACCUGGAGAUCCUGGAGUGGACGCUGCGGGCGGGACACAUCAGCCCCACGGCCCCCGACACCCUGGGCUGUUACCCCUUUUACAAAUCGGACCCUUUCAUCCUCACCACCUGCCCUCACGUCUACUUCUGCGGAAACGCUCCCCGUUUCCAGUCCAAGCUGCUCCAAGGGGACGAGGGGCAGCGGGUGCUGCUGGUGACGGUGCCGGCGUUCAGCGCCACGCAGACCGCCUGCCUGGUCAACCUGCGCGACCUCAGCUGCCAACCCAUCAGCUUCUCUGGCUUCGGGGCCGAGGACGAUGACGGGGACAUGGAGGUUGGGCACUGAGCAGGACUCUAUAAACCUUUGUGUCACCCCCGGGGGGGCUGGCACGGACCUGCCGGGGCACGGCAGAGAUGAGAUGCUCGUACCAAUAUAACUUGAUUUAUUUGUGUAAUAAAAAAACUGUGUGGAGGGGA
Messenger RNA from Columba livia (rock pigeon), 1668 nucleotides. RefSeq names its product DNA polymerase delta 2, accessory subunit (gene POLD2). Gene Ontology annotation, cellular component: delta DNA polymerase complex. The record is from RefSeq and is a predicted model, not a curated record. The coding region runs from base 131 to 1537 and encodes 468 amino acids. The transcript has 11 exons. Gene Ontology annotation, molecular function: DNA binding. Lineage: Eukaryota; Metazoa; Chordata; Aves; Columbiformes; Columbidae. Gene Ontology annotation, biological process: DNA replication; DNA strand elongation involved in DNA replication.